Mustela erminea (ermine) is the source of this 4115-nucleotide messenger RNA. RefSeq names its product zinc finger protein 668 (gene ZNF668). The transcript is spliced from 2 exons. The record is from RefSeq and is a predicted model, not a curated record. Gene Ontology annotation, biological process: regulation of transcription by RNA polymerase II. Bases 2045 to 3928 code for a protein of 627 amino acids. Lineage: Eukaryota; Metazoa; Chordata; Mammalia; Carnivora; Mustelidae. Gene Ontology annotation, molecular function: DNA-binding transcription factor activity; RNA polymerase II cis-regulatory region sequence-specific DNA binding.
AACCCACUGAGACACCCAGGCGCCCAGGGAAGUACUAUUAUUAUCUCCAUUUUUCAGAUGAGAAAAUCAAGGUGCCGUGACAUGAAGUAAAUGGCACAAGGUCAUAGCUAGGAAGUGAGUGAGGCAAGACUGGAAGCCAGAUAGUUUGGCUUCAGAGAUGGGACACUUAGCCACAAUGCUACACUGAUUGUCUGAGCCUCAGGUUCCUUUUCUGUAAAAAAGGAAUAUAUAUAACAGAACACGCCUCACAGUGUUGACAUGAAGUUUGAGUUAACACAUGUAAAGAGCUUAGGAUACUGCCUUUUACUGAGGCAAGUCCUCAGUAAACAGGAACUAUCAUUUUUAUUUAAGGGAAACUUUAUCAGUCAGACUGUCCAGAGAUGGUCUAGAAAGGAGUUAGUGACUGCCUAGUCCAGAGAUAGGGAAGAAUCCCCUGGAAAUUCUAGGGAGAAUUCAAGCCACGGGGAAGGUUAGGCCUCAUGCCCUUUAACUCACCUUCCAGCCCCAGCACUUAGUGGGAAAAGUGAGGGGGGGGGGUGGGAAACAAACCAAAACAAGCUGAGGCUGGAACAGAGCUGUGUGGGGUUGGGGCCAAAAACCAUAGGGGAGAUACAGGAAGAGCUUCCUGGGGGACGUGGGGCUCAAAGAAAGACUUGGUGGGCUUUGUAAUAGCCAGGAGGAACCUGGGAGCUUGCAUGGUGUGCUGGAAGUCAUGAGAAGUUACUGAGCAGGGGACAAAGUAUGACAUGAUACCUAAUGAAGAUUCUGGCUGCCUGUACACAUGGCGUUUUUUUGUGUCUAGGGGCGGGAGACUGGGGAAGGGCCACUAGGCAGAAAGGUACUGUCCAAGAUUCAGCCCGUGCCAUUUACCCCAAGGGCUCCUGUGGGGCCUGACUUGGAAGCCACCAACCCCUGAGGUAUACAGAUGAGGAAGCAGGCCUAGAAAGGAGCACUCGACUCGGGCUCCUUCUGCCCAGACUAGCUUCGGGACACACCUGGCUCCCACCACAGCCUACAGCAGCAUCCUUACCCCCCACACUGGCCGCCCCUGCAGCUGCUGCGAGUGCUCCCUAAGUGGAUCUGCCCAUAAUCCUCUUCUUUUCAUCCCCUUGGGAGGAUGAGCUGGUGUUAAGACUAAUGCAGCCAUUAAUCCUAUUUCCUCCCAGCCGUGAGCCCCAGGAGCCACUGGGUGGAAUGAGAAAGAAUGGGCCUUAGCUAGAGCGGGUGCCCCGGGACGCCAGGCUAAAUCAGAUGUAUUGAUUGUGACUGAGACACAUCUAACUGCUAGCAGCUCCAGCUGCCCGGAGGGUAGUGAGUUCCCCGUUACCAGAGCUAUGGGAACAGGAGCCCAACAGCGAUUCCGGAGCAGAGGGCGGACCAGGAUUCCUGGCUGGGGUGGAGUCCCUUACAGCUGUGCAAGGCCAGAAUUCUGUGUGAAAAGUUGCUGCCUCUGACUAACCAGAGGGGAAAGACCGAGUACAUGCGCUGGGGACCUGUCACUUCAGACAGACGGCGCCGGUCGCCAGUUAGCCCACUAAUUCUGCCUUCUUCGGGACCUGCCUCUGCCUUCCCUGGGAACUUGGCCGCCUUCAGGCCGGGCCCACAUCCGGGUAACCUCUGUGUCUGCAGCCCUGCACGAGACCUUGUGCCCUGGCACAGGCCUUAGCCGCUGAGCUGCAGGAGGAUGGGGAGAUGGACGGAGCCUGGGCCUUCUGGGAUGCUUCAGCCUUUGGAGAAGCUCAGGGGCUGGGGAAGAAAGUACCGGUGGACAUUUGAUGACGCCAGCCCCCUCUCUCGGCCCCUCCAAGGUUACCUGGUCCAACUUCUUCCAUCAAUGAACAGCCCAGAGAGGAAACGCCAGUUCAGAGCGUGAGAGCCAGGAAUGUUUGGAAGGAGAGAUAGGACCCUCCCUGGUGAGACAAAUGCAGAUAAGACAGAGUCCCCGUUGAGGCCUUAGCAAGGAGAGGCCUUAGAGAACGCCAAAGGGACGCGGUUGGUGUCUUAACUCUGCUUCUUUCCUAGAGAAGCUCCAGCCUUGGAAGCCAUGGAGGUGGGGUCUGCGGAGGCCCGGUCCCCAGCGCCCGCUGCUGCCCCCGCCCCCGCCCCGGGCUACAAGCGCUCCGGCCGGCGCUACAAGUGCCUGUCCUGCACGAAGACAUUCCCAAAUGCGCCUCGGGCCGCGCGUCACGCGGCCACACACGGCCCCGUAGACUGCGCAGAAGAGGUGGCGGAAGCCAAGCUGAAGCCAGAGACAGAACCCAAGGCCGAGGAUGCUGGCGGGGACAAGGUGUCAGGCGCAUCGGCCAAGCCUCGGCCUUACGCGUGCCCGCUGUGCCCCAAGGCCUACAAAACGGCACCCGAGCUGCGCAGUCAUGGCCGCAGCCACACUGGCGAAAAGCCCUUCCCUUGCCCCGAGUGUGGCCGCCGCUUCAUGCAGCCCGUGUGCCUGCGUGUGCACCUGGCCUCCCAUGCCGGCGAGCUGCCCUUCCGCUGCGCUCACUGCCCCAAGGCCUACGGCGCGCUCUCCAAGCUCAAGAUCCACCAGCGCGGUCACACGGGCGAGCGGCCCUACGCUUGCACCGACUGCGGCAAAAGCUUCGCCGACCCCUCGGUGUUCCGCAAGCACCGGCGCACACACGCCGGCCUGCGGCCCUACGGCUGCGAGCGCUGCGGCAAGGCCUACGCGGAGCUCAAGGACCUUCGCAACCACGAGCGGUCCCACACCGGUGAGCGCCCCUUUCUCUGCUCCGAGUGCGGGAAGAGCUUCUCCCGCUCGUCCUCGCUCACGUGCCACCAGCGCAUCCACGCGGCGCAGAAGCCGUACCGCUGCCCGGCCUGCGGCAAGGGCUUCACGCAGCUCAGCUCCUACCAGAGCCACGAGCGCACGCACUCGGGCGAGAAGCCCUUCCUGUGCCCGCGCUGCGGCCGCAUGUUCUCCGACCCGUCGAGCUUCCGGCGCCACCAGCGCGCGCACGAGGGCGUGAAGCCGCACCGCUGCGAGAAGUGCGGCAAAGACUUCCGACAGCCGGCCGACCUGGCCAUGCACCGGCGGGUGCACACGGGGGACCGGCCCUUCAAGUGCCUGCAGUGCGACAAGACGUUCGUGGCGUCCUGGGACCUCAAGCGCCACGCGCUGGUGCACUCGGGCCAGCGGCCGUUCCGCUGCGAGGAGUGCGGGCGGGCCUUCGCCGAGCGCGCCAGCCUCACCAAGCACAGCCGCGUGCACUCGGGCGAGCGCCCCUUCCACUGCACGGCCUGCGGGAAGUCCUUCGUGGUCUCGUCCAGCCUCCGGAAGCACGAGCGCACCCACCGAAGCAGCGAAGCCGCAGGGGCGCCCCCACAGCAGGAGCUGGUCGUGGGGCUGGCCCUGCCCGUCGGCGUGGCGGGCGAGGGCUCCACCGGCCCCGCGGCGGGCGCAGCGCUAGGGGACCCCCCAGCAGGGCUGCUCGGGCUGCCCCCGGAAUCGGGCGGGGUGAUGGCCACCCAGUGGCAGGUGGUGGGCAUGACGGUGGAACACGUGGAGUGCCAGGAUGCUGGGGUUGGGGAGGCUCCUGGUCACCUGGCGGGGGCAGGCGAGGUGGGGGCAGAGGAGGUGGACGAGAAGCCGCCGCAGUUUGCCUGCCGCGAGUGCAAGGAGACCUUCUCCACGCUGACGCUGCUGCGGCGGCACGAGCGCUCGCACCCGGAGCUCCGACCCUUUCCCUGCACCCAGUGUGGCAAGAGCUUCUCUGACCGGGCAGGGCUGCGCAAACACAGCCGCACCCACAGCUCUGUGCGCCCCUACACCUGCCCCCACUGCCCCAAGGCCUUCUUGAGUGCCAGUGACCUGCGCAAGCACGAGCGCACCCACCCUGUGCCCAUCGGGACCCCCACGCCCCUGGAGCCCCUUGUGGCUUUGCUAGGAAUGCCUGAGGAGGGACCAGCUUGAGGCCCAUGCCCCCUCCACCUCACGGCCAGGAGCCCAGACUAUACAGGGUGCCUCCUGAACCUCUCUGCCCCUGCUUUUUAGACUCCAGAUUCCUGUCCCCCGGGCAGCUAGCUUUCCUUGCCAGCAAAGAGUUGGGGGACAGAGACACGUGUCCUCUGAGCAACACUCAUUAAAACAUUCACUUUGA